Messenger RNA from Staurois parvus, 475 nucleotides. Lineage: Eukaryota; Metazoa; Chordata; Amphibia; Anura; Ranidae. The record is from the annotation of a GenBank genome assembly.
UGACAUCCUUCCAUGCUCACCACGCAUGUGCGGCUCAAGGAGCACGCAGCGCGGCGAUCGCCAGUACGCUGUGUCCCUCGGACACAGCGGAUCACGGAAAGAGCCGAAGAUGUCGGCUCGGUCAUGUGAUCAGCUGUGUCCAAUCACAGCUGAUCACAUACACCUGUCAGUGUCCAUCAGUGCCAGCAGUCAGUGCCACGUGCCAGUGCCCAUCAGUGCCACAUCAAUGCCACAUAUCAGUGCAUACCAGUGCACAUCAAUGCCACAUAUCAGUGCCCAUCUGAGCUGCCUUUCAGUGUCACCCAGCUGUGCCAGUCAGUGCCACCUAUCAAUGCCAAUCAGUGCCACCUAUCAGUGCUGCCAAUCAGUGCCACAUAUCAGUGCCAGUCAGUGUCGCCUAUCAGUGCGCAUCCGUUUUUCCUAUCAGUGCCAGUCAGUGCCGCCUGUCAGUGCCAAUCAGUGUCGCCUAACGGUG